CUGGCGGCGGAUGGCACCGUCAUGAACACCUUCACCCACAAAUGCCAGCUGCCCGAAGCCGGGGAGACCAAACCUUCCGGACUAGACGUGGACCCCACGUCGGUGUCGUCCUCGCUGGGGGACGAUGGCACGUUGACCAUCCGGGCUCAGCGCCAGCCCCCCAAGCACGCCGAGCACGUCCAGCAAACCUUCCGGACUGAGAUCGGAUUGGGGACUCGUGACUGGCACCGGCACACCUGCGGCGGCGGGGACGCGCACAAACACACGCUUCCAUCAUCUCCUCCGGCAGUGUCUGGCGGCACUGCCGAUCCAUCCGGGCAUUCCCCGCCGCGGGACGCUGCGAGGGAAA
This is a messenger RNA of Tauraco erythrolophus (red-crested turaco), 349 nucleotides long. The record is from RefSeq and is a predicted model, not a curated record. NCBI's taxonomy places the organism in Eukaryota, Metazoa, Chordata, Aves, Musophagiformes, Musophagidae.